UUGGGGAAUGCCGGAUUCAAAUUUAUCUUGAAUAGAUACAGAAAAUACAAGAAUUUGAAAAUAUGAGAAAUCAAUCUAAAGAGUUUGCCCAGAGGCAUGCAAAGCCCUUCUUUACGAAUUCCCAAAGAGGAGGUAUAGACAUGGAAGACUGGAACAGGAAUAAGUUAGGUUAUGUUCAGUUCCGUCAAAUCGAUAGAAUAGAACUGAUUCCAAACGCAUUAGAGGCAUUAACUCCUCUCCAGUUUGAGGAUCCUGACCCUAACCUUGUUGAGCUCAAAGAUCUGAAAUAUAAUCAUGACGAUGAAAGAAUGAAAUAAGCCCAAAAAGAUUCGAAAAUAUUCAUCGAAUAGGAAGCUAAAUACUGAUCUUUAUACUGGGGAGAACUGGGCUUUAAAAUUCAAGAUGAUAAACGCAGACUCAAGGGUUGUCAAGUCUAUACUACAAGUUCAUGAAUUUGAGGAAACUCAAGGCCAUGACUGGAAUAUCUUAUGGACCAAUACUAUCGGAAAGCCUUACUUGUACACAGGUUUGAAUGAGUAUCAGAAAGUAAAUCAUUUCCCAUCUUCCUAUGAAAUCACUCGUAAAUAACAACCUUGCGAAUAAUGUGUAUGUGAUGCAGACGCAAUUCAGUAGAAAAGAGUUUGAUGUUAUCCCUGAGACAUAUGUCCUUCCAAAGGAAUUCGGCGACUUUCUCAAUAGCUUUAAACGAAGAGAAAGUAAUGACCAGAUUUCUGAGAAUAUAUGGAUAGUCAAAGCAAAUGCUCUAUCCCGAGGGAGAGGAAUUUAUCUUAUAGACAGCCCAGCACAAGUCAAUAUGGAAUCUCCUUGUGUGGUGAGUAAGUAUAUCUCAAAUCCUUUGCUGAUAAAUGGCCAUAAAUUUGACCUCAGACUUUAUGUUCUAGUGACUUCCUUCGAUCCAUUGAGGAUUUAUCUGUACAAAGAAGGACUGGCUAGAUUUUGUAGCGAGAAGUAUAAUUUAGAUAAGCCCUUGAAGAAUAAAUUUAUGCACUUGACCAACUAUUCGAUAAAUAAGAAGAACUCUAAGUACGUUAAAAAUGUUGACGAAGACGAUGCUUAUGGAUCUAAAUGGUCCCUCACUGCCUUGAUCAAGCAUCUUGCUGGCAUUGGUUGCGAUACAGAUGAAUUAUGGAAAAAUAUCACCGAUAUCAUAAUUAAAUCUAUCAUUUCAGGUGAAAAACAUAUUUCUUCAGCAAUCAAGAGGAAUCUAGAGCACAGAGGCACUUGUUUCGAGCUGUUUGGGUUCGAUGUGUUAAUUGAUAGUAACUACAAGCCUUGGGUAAUGGAGAUUAACCUAUCUCCUUCCUUAGCAUGAGAUGCUCCUAUUGACUUCAAGAUAAAAUCAAAGUUAAUUUAUCAAACCUUAAAUCUUGUUGGAAUUAAGCAAUUUGAUCGUCAAGAAGAAGCUAGGAAGAAAAUAAAGAAUCGGACUAGAGCUGGAGUAAACCAUUUAACAAAAGGGCCUCAAUUUAGUAAACUUCCUACCCCAUCUCAGAUCUUAAAAACUCCAAUCGAGCUGUUCGGGUCUGGUUUUCUAAACAAAGCUGAUAUUCAGGGGGUUAACAAACACUCUUCUGACAAAUUAUCAAUGGACCAAGAGACAAGAGAAACCAUCAAAGAUAUCAUUGAGAAUAAUCUUAAACUCCCUGAGGGCCAAAUCUACGACUUGUUCAAGAAGAUUACCUACAAGAAGAAAGAGGUAUUACGGGACACCCUCUUUGAGAGCCAAAGGUUGGGUGACUUCACUCGGAUCUUCCCUGUAAAGGGGACUAACAAAUACCUCAGAUAUUUUAGCAGCCAGAGUAACACGAAUAAAAUCACAUAUGAUUUCUUCUACAGCACCAUAAGUAAUGAGGAAGAGAAGAAACUUCCUGAGGAGAAUAAGGGUAUUAAUAACUUCUUUGAGCCUAAUAUGCAAAACUCUGUGUUUAGUAAUACGAAUAAGCACUUCUUGAAUCUUGAGUCCAAGCUCAGGCCUCUGAGAAAGAGACCAGACUCAGCAGCUCAUGCUUGUAAAUAGCACUCUCAGCACAAGAUCCAGCACAAAACCCAACGAGUCCUCAACAACCCUCCACCUUCCUCUCAAGAAGAAGUCGACUGAAGAUAUCCUGAUAGAUUACUUUCAAGGAAUCCUUGAUAACAUAAAGAAUCAGUUUGCUUUCUUCUCUAAUAAACAAGCACCCGUUAUUUGUUUUGACCAGUUAGAAGGAGUACAGAAGAUGUAUGAGGGACAGAAGAGAAGGAGAGCAAAAAGUUCUUAUGGGAGAGGCAAGAGAAAUAUAAGGUCAAGUUAUGCAUUUUCGAGUUAUUUAGUGCAGAGAUUUGGAUGGUUGGAGAGGUAUUUUAGUAUGACGGUAAAUGAGCUGGUAAAAGAUAAACGGGAGCAGGAGGUUUUGGGAAAUGAGUUGGUUUCGAUUAUUAAUAGAUUGAAAUUGGUUAAACCGAGGUCUAAUAAAGGGAAAAACUCAAUGACAAAUAUUGAUAUUAGUUCACAUGACUCAUUUAAUGAAAAGCACUCUAUACCAGUGAUCAGCAGGCUAAGAAAAGGAAAGUAUAACGGAAUACCUCGUCCAAAUAGAGCUCUUACAGCAAAAUAUCGUCCUAUGAUGGCUAAGAAUUCAUUAAGACCUCCAACUGCAGCUAUUGCUUCUCGUAAUUUCUUACCUCCAAGACCCUUAGGAAAGAAAUAUUCGAAGCCAAGGAUAAAUUCAGCUUAUGAACAUCAACUUUUGGGACCAAUCGUGACUAAAAUAUCAGGGUCUCAGUCAAGAAUACUAUAA
Moneuplotes crassus is the source of this 2798-nucleotide messenger RNA. NCBI's taxonomy places the organism in Eukaryota, Ciliophora, Spirotrichea, Euplotida, Euplotidae. The record is from the annotation of a GenBank genome assembly.